AGAUGUUUUGGAUAGAAUUUCAGUGCAAAAUUGUACUGGAUAGUUAUCGAUAUCAUUCGAUAUUAGAUAAGAAUAAACGAUUAAUAGUGAUUUGCUCUAUAUAGUACUAAAAUAGAACACGGCUACGGCUAAAUUGUAUAUAAAUUUGAUAACUUGAGCUGAGAAAAACAAUUGACAAUCGAUUUGUUGGAAGUGGAUAAGUAAUUCGUUUGCAAGUUGAAAAGUAAUUUGUAAUAGUGAUGUCUUCCAUUUCAUUAUCUUCAACAUUACUUUGUCGUUUAUGUCUUAAAUCAUGCGUGGUCUACAACCACCUAUAUAAAGAUAAUCAAGAAAAAAGCAAUGUAUAUUCUAUUGCGUCAAAAUACUUUGGACCACAAAUAAUAGAUUCGAGCCAUGGACAACCCGUUAUCUGUACGGAAUGCUGGCUUCAAAUAAAGGAAUUUCACCAAUUCAAACAGACAGUAGUUGGUGCCCACUUUAGAAUAUCAAAUCUGUGUCCAAAAACGGGUAUGGUUAAAAGUGGUGUGCCCCAAAAAGUUUUCGUCAUUGCACACAAAAAUGUGCCUCCAGGCGACGACACUAAAUAUUACGAUAUAUAUGUUGUGGAUGAUGAUAAUUAUACGCCACGAAACGUUGUGGAAAACAUAGGUCCGCACUCUUCACCUAAUGAAAUAAAUGUGUCGCAGCAAACUAAGGAGGGUUUGCGAAGCGAUGAAUUUGUGAUACAAACUAUGGACUUGGAUAUCAAUAGUCAAGCAUACCAAUUAGGCAAAGCAAAUGAACACAUGGACAUUGAUUAUGAGAAAAAACAUGCAGAACAACGAAGAGAUGAACAGGAAUAUGUGCCGGAAAGGAAUAUAAUUGAUCCCCUUUCUCUCUGCCAAAUUGAAGUAGGCACUGAAGGUAUAAAAGGCAACGUGAAAUAUACUUCAUAUUUAUCUUCUGUUGACGGUAAAUUCUAUACGGUCGCUGAAGAGGAUUCAAAUCAAAAUAAUGGAGAGGAAAUUUAUCACGCAGAGGAUAAAACACUUGAAAUCCAAAAAGCUAGACGCCGUGUAAUUGAUCUAGAAAACGAAAUAGCUCUUUUGUUCCCAGAAUUGCCAUGUUUACACUGCGAAACAAAAUGUGUAUCCUUUAAGCUGCUGCAGGAUCACUACAGUCUUUAUCAUCCCAAUGAGCGAUGUUUUGUGAUCUGUUGUAACUAUAAUUUCUUUCGUCGAAGCGAUCUAGCCGAUCAUGUGGCAGUUCAUUUGAAUAAAGUUAAUCAUAAGUCUGAUAAGACAGGAAGGAAGAACUUUAAAAGCGAAGCCAUUAAGCAUAAUCGGUGUCCAAGGACUAAUCCACACAAACAAGAAUAUAUAAGUAAACUAGACUUGCUUUUGGAACAAAUGAAAAUCAAUUUGCAAUGUGGUUUAUGUAACACACCAUGCCCAAGUUUUAAACAUAUGAAAUACCAUUUCCGUGUAAAGCACGAGGAUGAUAUCACUCACAUUGUAUGCUGUGGCCAAAAAAUUUAUGAUUACGACCACAUUGCAGAACAUAUGCUAAGGCACCAGGAAGUGAAAGGCCCGUUUGUAUGCGAAGUAUGUCAUAUGUCUUUCGAAGAGAAAUCGUUUCUUAAUGACCACAUGGUGAUGCAUGUCAGUUCCAUUUACAAUUCCCAAAGAGAACAAGAAGAGUUAGAAACAGUAUCGUCAAAUAAAGCACCACAAGAGAAAGUAACAACAAACAAAAGGCGUUGUGGCGCCAUGUUGGAUUAUGAUAUAGCCCAAUGGAUGCCAGAUAUUCAGUGUUUACACUGCGAGGUUACCUGUAAAUCCUUUGCGCUUCUGCAGGAGCACUAUCGUGAAAAUCACCCAGAACAUCGCUGUGUUGCGGCAUGUUGUAAAUAUAAAUUUAGCCGAAAAAGCGAAUUAGCCGAGCAUAUACGUUAUCAUUUAAAUCCCAAAGAGUUCACAUGUGAGAAAUGUGGAAAAUCUUUGCGAGAUAGAAAAUCGCUAGAGAAGUAUCAUGUAUGCCCCAAGCACAUAAGGACCCUAAAUAGAUCAUCCGCUAAGAAUACCUUAAAAAUAGACGCCUUAUUGAAGCAACUAAAAAUCUCUUUGGAGUGUGGACUCUGUAAUAGACUAUCGCCAAAUUAUAAGCUGCUACUGGCACAUUACCGUCUGAAACAUAGCAAUGAAGAGUUCCAAGGCGUUUGUUGUGGUAUACAAUUUCUAAAUGAAAAUAGCAUAGAGGAACAUAUUUUAAACCACCAGGAAUUGAAGGGUAACUAUGUUUGUAACACUUGUCAAAUGUCCUUUGUGCGGGAGACGCAUCUGAACGCUCACAUGGACGCACAUAAAAAUACCCCUAUAGGAGGGGACGAGGAAGAAAAUUGUGAACAAACUUUACCCGAAAUUGGGGCACUUUCUGCCGAUUAUGAUUUAUCUGCAGAUGAUGAACCAUCAGAGAAUGAGUUAGAGAAAAGACCUACUCGAAGAAGCGUCAAAGAAUUAGAUAAUGCUAUAGCUAAGUGGAUGCCCAUUUUACAAUGUGAAUAUUGUGGAAAAACAUUCAAAACAUACACAUUGUUGUUAAUGCACCACAAACUACAUCACAGUGCACGGAGAUGUUAUGUUGAAUGCUGCCAAGUCCAAUUUAUGUAUCGCAACAAAUUAGCCGAACAUGUACUACAAGCUCACAUAAAUCCAAAAGCCUACAUCUGUAAAAUAUGCAACAUACAGCUAUCGUGCACUUUUGGACUAAAAGACCACAUGCAAAGGUGCCAUUUUGAAAAUUCUAAAUACCACUUAAAAAGAUUGGAGGCUUUACUGGGCCGUAUGCAAGUAAGUUUAGAAUGUGGUGAAUGCCGUAGGCCAUGCUCAACUUAUAAGCUAUUGCAAUCACAUUUUCGUGACCAGCAUACCGAUAAAACAUGCCACAUUGUUUGUUGUGAAAAAAUGUUCAACCAGCCGAAAGUGAUAAGGGAACAUAUGUUGUUACAUCGCAAGUUGACAAACAAUUUCAAAUGUCCAAUUUGUCCUAUGUCAUUUAAAUGGGAAAUGGAUUUAAAUUACCAUGUAGAUGUUCAUAGUAGGCCAGCAAUUGAUAAUGCAAAACACACUGGAGAGGAAUCGACUAUAAUAUCAAAUGCAUCAACAUCUUCAAUCAAGGAGGCAUCUUAAUCGCCGAUUACAAAGGCACCAACAUACAUAUACGUGCAUGGACGUAUCAUAUAAAUCACCGAAUGUAUAAAAUGAAGUAAGGUAUCCCCAUAACAAAACUACGAAUAUCUUGUUCCAUGAAUUUUCAUGAUUUUCAAAAAAUUUUAUUCAAGAUAAACUAGCAAAUGUCACCUAUUUUUUUUUUAAGCUUAAAGGCUGGUACUAUGUUCUUUUUUCACAGGUGAAAAUACAAGUUUUUCACGAUUACAGUUUUGAAACACUGAAAUACUUUAUAAGUAAUAAGGGAAUGAAAUCAGCAAGUUUUUAGCUCAAAAUCUGGUAUCUAAAAAAACUAAUCAUGAAAAAAUUUCGCCAAAGCAAAUAUAGUACCGCCCUUUA
This is a messenger RNA of Stomoxys calcitrans (stable fly), 3545 nucleotides long. RefSeq names its product zinc finger protein 26. Gene Ontology annotation, molecular function: zinc ion binding. The record is from RefSeq and is a predicted model, not a curated record. Gene Ontology annotation, cellular component: nucleus. NCBI's taxonomy places the organism in Eukaryota, Metazoa, Arthropoda, Insecta, Diptera, Muscidae. The coding region runs from base 240 to 3167 and encodes 975 amino acids. The transcript is spliced from 3 exons.